CAAUGGGGUGGAGGAGAGAGGAGAGCCCCGGGUCCACACUUCACUGGAUGCGGCAGCGGCAUGUGGACGACAGACUCACCGGAGACGUGUGCGGGUACUUCAUGUUGACCGGUCCGGGCACACACUGGAGCCCAUGACCCGCCGUGAUGGCUGGGGGACGCAGAGGACUGGUGGCCCCACAAAACACUUUUCUGGAAAAUAUUGUCCGACGGUCUAACGUUUGGACAUUAUCACAUAGACACACAGACACAAAUUUUGUGCUGGGGAAUGCCCAGAUCGUAGACUGGCCCAUCGUUUACAGUAAUGAUGGCUUUUGUAAGCUGUCCGGCUACCACCGUGCUGAGGUCAUGCAGAAAAGCAGCACUUGCAGCUUUAUGUACGGAGAGCUCACAGAUAAGGACACAUCUGAAAAAGUCCGGCUGACUUUCGAUAACUAUGAGAUGAACUCAUUUGAGAUCUUGAUGUACAAGAAAAACCGAACGCCGGUAUGGUUUUUUGUGAAAAUAGCACCUAUACGAAACGAACAGGAGAAGGUUGUGCUCUUCUUGUGUACGUUUAGUGACAUCACAGCAUUCAAACAGCCAAUCGAAGAUGACUCCUCCAAAGGCUGGGGGAAGUUUGCUCGUCUGACCAGGGCUCUGACCAGCAGUCGGGGGGUCCUGCAGCAACUGCAGCCCACUGUACAUAAAGGAGAGAAUGUACAUAAGCACUCGCGCCUUGCAGAGGUUCUCCAGCUGGGCUCAGAUAUCCUCCCCCAGUAUAAACAAGAGACACCCAAGACCCCCCCUCACAUCAUCCUGCACUACUGUGCCUUUAAGACCACCUGGGACUGGGUCAUCCUCAUUCUAACCUUCUACACCGCCAUCAUGGUCCCCUACAAUGUCUCGUUCAAAACCAAGCAGAACAACGUCACCUGGCUGGUUGUGGACAGCAUUGUGGAUGUGAUCUUUCUGGUGGACAUUGUACUAAAUUUCCACACCACGUUUGUGGGUCCAGCCGGGGAAGUGAUAUCAGACCCGAAACUGAUUCGCAUGAAUUACUUGAAAACCUGGUUUGUGAUUGACCUGUUGUCCUGCCUGCCUUAUGAUGUCAUCAAUGCCUUUGAGAACGUGGAUGAGAACUGGAAUCAUCGAGCUGUCACUCAAGGUAUCAGUAGUUUGUUUAGUUCCCUGAAGGUGGUUCGGCUGUUGCGUCUGGGCCGGGUGGCUCGUAAACUUGAUCACUACAUUGAGUAUGGAGCUGCUGUUUUGGUUUUGCUGGUUUGUGUGUUUGGAUUGGCGGCCCAUUGGCUGGCCUGCAUCUGGUACAGCAUUGGAGACUAUGAAGUCAUUGACGAGGAUCGUAACACAAUACGUACGGACAGUUGGCUUUAUAUGCUGGGUGACACCAUUGGGUCACCCUACCGCUUCAAUGCCAGUGCGGGAAGAUGGGAAGGCGGACCUACAAAAGAUUCUGUCUACAUCACGUCUCUGUACUUCACCAUGACCAGCCUGACCAGUAUUGGCUUUGGAAACAUUGCUCCAACCACAGAUGGGGAGAAGAUCUUCGCCGUGGCCAUGAUGAUGAUCGGAUCUCUCCUCUACGCCACCAUCUUCGGUAAUGUGACGACUAUCUUCCAGCAGAUGUACGCCAACACUAACCGAUAUCACGAGAUGCUUAACAGCGUGCGGGACUUCCUCAAGCUGUACCAGGUGCCCAAAGGCCUGAGCGAGAGAGUUAUGGAUUAUAUCGCAUCCACCUGGUCCAUGUCCCACGGUAUUGACACUGAAAAGGUUUUGCAGAUCUGUCCUAAAGACAUGCGUGCUGAUAUAUGCGUACACCUGAACCGGAAGGUUUUUAAAGAACAUCCUGCUUUCCGUCUGGCCAGUGACGGCUGUUUGCGGGCCCUGGCCAUGGAGUUCCAGACCAUCCACUGCGCUCCAGGCGAUCUUAUUUACCACGCGGGCGAGAGCGUGGACAGCCUAUGUUUUGUGGUGUCAGGGUCACUGGAGGUCAUCCAAGAUGACGAGGUGGUCGCCAUUCUGGGUAAAGGUGAUGUGUUUGGGGAUGUGUUCUGGAAGGAGGUGACUCUAGCUCAGGCGUGCGCAAAUGUGAGAGCGCUAACAUACUGUGACCUGCACGUGAUCAAACGGGACGCGCUUCAGAAAGUCCUAGAGUUCUACACCGCCUUCUCCAACCACUUCUCACGAAAUCUCCUGCUUACGUACAACCUGCGCAAACGGCUUGUGUUCAGAAAGAUCAGUGACGUGAAGCGUGAAGAAGAGGAGAGGCAGAGGAGGAAGAACGAGGCGCCGCUGAAUCUUCCUCCCGAUCAUCCUGUCCGCCGUCUGUUCCAGCGUUUCCGCCAGCAGAAGGAAGCCCGUCUUGCCAUUGUGCAGCCCAAUCCUGAUGACCCUGAUCUUGAGAAGGGCCAAAUGCACAACAAAGUCAUCAGCCAAGAUGUGGUCGCCACCACAAGCAUCGUCACAGUAACGGAAAGCCCAGCCACGCCCAUCCCAUCCCACCCAAACAAAAAGCACACCCUGGGUGCGUUCGACCAGGCCAAGCUCAGCGCCCCAGUCCCAAACAUCCCUCGGACAUCAGAGCCACGCGCACGGGGGUGGGCCAGGUUUAGGGACAGCAUUGCAAAGCCGGAGAGCUGGGGGAACGUUCCUAAAGCAGAAUCAAUGGAGACUCUCCCAGAGCGGAGCAGCUCCGCAAAGACUUCAGAGUCCAGCGGACUCAAGAAGACCGACUCCUGCGACAGCGGCAUCACCAAAAGCGACCUACGGCUGGACGAGGGUGGCGCACGCACCCCUGUAGACCGAAGCCCAGUCCUACCCGACGGAAAAACUCCCCCGAUUCCACCUAUCCCCCCUAUUCCCGAACACACGCUGCACGCCUCACUCCUGGAACUCCGUACUGAACUUAAAGAGGAGCUGUCGGCGCUCGGUAACCGAAUGGUUGCCUUGGAGACACAGGUUGCUGAGGUAUUGAGGUUGCUAAGGAGCAGAAAGUCUCCGACCUCUCCCAUGUCGCUCUUCCAGAUCUCACGACCGACAUCACCAGACACAGACAAGGCGGACAUAUUCCCUUGAAGAAAAAGAGAGAGCAUCCCUCUCCCAUAUCAACUCCAUCUUAAUUUCCAUAACGAGGUCCGGGGGGAACACAGAGAUCGAGUCUUGUGUAUUAGCCUCUCUAUUCAGAACAACACCACCAAACCUGAUUAUCUUUAUCUCCGUCACAGAAUAUAUGAACUUGUAUAUAUUCUUGAUCUUUCAGGUUUCCUCAUUUGUAUCUUAGAAAGAGAGUGCCUGACCAUACAAACUCUGAUAAAUGCAUUGUGUGUGUGCGUGGAGAAUUGCGGUAAUGAACAUACUGUGUGCGUCAGAUGAGUGGUUAAGGGACAUGUUAGCAUGCUGUGAGAUGUUCUCAGGUUAGAGAGGUCAUUAUCAGGUCCACAGGAGAUGUGUUGAGGUCAGUAUAUCACCUCAUUGCUUCUCCACCUGAGAGCAGAGAGAAAGAAACACGACUCAGAACUCAGAAGAAUAACAGUAAACCAAAAAUCCACCACGGUCAUAUCAAACAACACAUCAGAAAUAUUUUGUUAGGGAAUAAAGAAAAGAAGCUCAAUACGUCAUGUUUUUCCUACAUGAAGAUUUAUUUCUGUUACGACAAAGGUACAUUUUGUACAGUCAGAAAAUUUUGUAUGGCAAAGAAAAAAAAUCCUAGGUUCUAUAAAAUAUAUAUAUUCCCCCUUAAGAGGUAAUUAUCUCAUUCUGUCAGCAAGACACCAGAGGAACAGUAUUAAAUGGCUCAAUUCCCAUUAAGGUUAUUUUAUGCUUCAGAGCGUGUUUUACAAUAAUGAUAUCUUGAUUAGCUCUAAUGUUAUGGCCCGGGUCAUUUGCUUACACUCCAAAUACUGAGCAGAAAUUGGAAAAAGUAUUCAGCAUUUGUAUCUGGCAACCCAGCACUGACUUUAAAUAAGACAUAUGAAUGUUACAAUAUUAAUAACAAUACUGACAUGCAAAUCCAUGUAAACUGGAAUGUAAAGCAUCAGCCUGAGCUGAUUCUGAAGCAAUAAUCAUUGCUGCUGUAUUUCACACAGAUUAUUCCUGCCACGCUUCUCCGGCUCAAAUACAACAUUUAACCUGAACCACAUGAUGUAAUCAACAUGCAGCCCUGAUGUCACUGCAUGCCUCUGCAGCACAGCAAUAAAAGUUUUAACAUUCAGAGAAUGCACUUAUUCUCUGUUGAAUGAGAUUGAGGAGGAUUGUACAGAGUUAACUUGUUAAGGCAGACAUGCAACGCCCGUAGAUACUAGCAUGGUUUACUUACAGAGAUUCGUUACCAUCUGAUCGUGACUGAUUUGCUCAAAUACGACAACAGCAUGGCUUGAUUUGCACUUAAAAUAAGGUUAAGACAUGCAUGGUAAAUACAAAGGAAAAUUUGAAUAAAUUACCAUUAAAAAGAAGUACUUCUCUACUGCAGGAGUAUUUAAUCUCUUGCCUCUUACCCCAUAGAGCUAAUGGAUUCAGUCUUUGUAGCAGACCUGUCUGACUUGGUGAGUGAGUGAGUCCAAAUUUGCAUUUAGUAGGGGAUACGGAUCCUCACAGAUCUCAGACUCGCAUUAGGCACUUUGAAUAGUUUUUUCAGACUUGACUUGAGAACCAAAGUAUCGCGUCUCAACAAAAUAGGCCACUACAUCAUAAGAGACCAGUCCAUGAUAAAGAAACUUUUCUAUGGUCGGGUUUCUUUGACAGAAGCCUACGUGAGUAAGUUAUCCUAUUUAUCCCAAAAUCAAAAAAAGAAAGAAAAAAGAAGAAAUCACAUUUUAUAUAAAGUAAAUUAAGUACAUUUUAAGGCUGUUUUGUCAUAUUAAAUAUAAUAAUAAAAUAUUACAAUCCAUUUGAAAUAUUAAAUAUUAAUACUAAACCUAAAAUACACAAUUUAGUAUAAAGAAUACCACCGAAGUAUUUUUCUUCCAUUACAGUACUGAGAACUGAGCAUGAAAUGAUGAAUUUAAUGUAAAACUAUAAAAAAAAAAAAAACAUUAAAAUCUUAAUGCAUGUAUUUAUUUAUGCAAAAUAUAAUUUCUUAUUUUUUCCUUUUGAAUUUGGGGUGAAAUAUGAACUGAACAUGUUUUUGACCGAUUUUGUGAGAACACGCAAUUGUACACACAGCAUAUUAGUUUGUGUGUUGCUGCAUGAACGUAUAUAUGUUUGACUAGAAACUUGACGUGUACGGUACAAUAUUUUGGGGAACAAUGAGUAUUUUUAUAGAGUCCUUAACACUGAUACUGAAGUCCAAACGGAGUUGUGCUAUUCUAUCGAAGCGCAGGGUCUGUACGCUCACAAAGGUCCUUCUAAGGGUCAUUCUUUAAAAACAACAUACAUAACACUUUCAGAUGUAUUCAGCAAACAGCAUGGCCAUUAUACACUGACUGAAACAUUGUCACUGAAAUCAUUUCUUCACAUGGACAUUACUUCUACUGUAAAGCACAAAGACAAAAUUUGUAAAAUUGCUGUAAAAUAUUAUUUAUGACAAUAAAAUAUUUUAUAUUUUA
This is a messenger RNA of Pimephales promelas (fathead minnow), 5545 nucleotides long. RefSeq names its product potassium voltage-gated channel, subfamily H (eag-related), member 1a (gene kcnh1a). Gene Ontology annotation, cellular component: voltage-gated potassium channel complex; plasma membrane. Gene Ontology annotation, biological process: regulation of membrane potential; potassium ion transmembrane transport. Lineage: Eukaryota; Metazoa; Chordata; Actinopteri; Cypriniformes; Leuciscidae. Gene Ontology annotation, molecular function: delayed rectifier potassium channel activity. The record is from RefSeq and is a predicted model, not a curated record.